AUGAAGGCUGAUGGCCAUACCGUGGCCUCUUUCGACGUGCUGUACGGGGAUCCCAAGCCCAUGAAACAAGAUGUUAUGAAUUUACUUACACCAAGUGGAUUCGCGUUGGCCGCUUUGGCAAUCCUCAACUGCAAAAUGGAUGGCUUUGUCAGCUUCCUUGGUCUUCUUUGCAGCAGCUAUGAAAAUGAAGCCAUGAGGAAGGAGCUUGACAAGUUGAAAGCAAACAAGAGUGCCAAUGAACUGCAAACACCGCCUCCAAAGCUCAAGGCUGACAACAAGAAGGUCAAGUUCGGGUCUCUCGCCGCUUUGGAGGACGCAGUGGGCAUCCUGAACAAGCAGUACGAGGACUCUGAGAGCACGAGGGCGGAAUGCAGCCAGCUCAAAAAGAAGGACCUUCCUAAGGAUACCUUGGAUGAGCCAAAACCUUACUUGUGCUCCAAGGUGACCACUGCAGAGGCCAAUGGAAAGAGCCUUGCAAGCAUGACGCGGAAUGCCUUCUUCAAUCCCUGCCCUCCACCAUUUGGUGACCGCACGAAAGAUGACAAGAAGACCUGCAAUGUCCUGCGGAACUGCGCACGCUUCAUCGGAAAUGGGGCCGGGAACCCCAUCUAUCAGAGGAAGGUUGCAAUGACUUGGGAGGACGAGAACCUGUACCAAGACUACUUUGAUCGCGGUCUAGAAUGCGCCAACCCUCCUGCUCCAAGAUCUUGCCAGGUCCCAUGCUCCCAUGUUGUUGAGAUGGCGAAGGCGCAGGUGGAAAGCAAUCCACACGCAAGCCCUGCGUUGAAAGAGUUUGCACGCAUCCGGCCUGAAGAUGCUGAGACGGCAUGCCAUGAGGUGUUGACCAAAUAUGGUUUUAGUGUGCCCAUUCCAGUUGAGACUUUGAACAUUGGACCUGGUCAAUUGAAGGCCUGCCCUUUCGUUCGUCCUAGUGCAUGGGCGACGUACUUACUCAACAAAGGCAUUUUGCCGAGGCAGUUAGUGGGGGUGGCAGAUCGUGCACAAAUGGAGGAAACUUUGAGGGAACAUUGGAAACGGUACCAGGUCCUCUUUCCAAACCAUCCGAUCUUCCGGCUAGCGCUGGAGGGGACUGUGCAGCUUCAGCGCUGCGUUCCAAUUCUGUCGCAUAGCGACGAAGGCAGAUCGACGAAGCACCUACCGCUGUUCGUCAUGAGUUUCCACGGAGCUUUGGGGCGGGGCACGCAGUUGUAUGUGCAGAAGCAAAAGCAUCUUGCACCGCUUCAUCGACGACAAUUUGGCCUCAAUUUUCUUGGACAAUCAUGGGGAACACAAUUUUUGUGCUUUGCCAUUCUGAGAGAAAUGGUUGAUGAUAACCCUGAUGCUUUGAAAACGUUGAUUCAACACUUUGCAAGGGACUUUCAGCAACUUGCAGAAGAAGGAAUUGUGGGUGAUGAUGGGUACAGAGUCUGGCUGAUCCACAUAUCGACGAAAGGUGAUCUCCCUGCGCUCACCAAACUGUCGAACUCAGGCCGCUCAUUUUGGCAUGUUGCGAGGGCUGCGACAUCCCGCAAGCCUUGUGAUGGCAUAUGCCAUUUGUGCAAAGCGGGUUCAGAGAAGCCUCCAACUCCGUAUCCUUUCGAGGAUUUUUCCCUGAGCCCCAAAUGGGCCGCUACGCUAUAUGAUAUCCCCUGGGGUCAGUUGCCACCCAUUUUGGAAGGAUUCAGCCUGGCCAAUAGCAACAUGGAGCAAGGGUUCGAUGGCAACACACCUGAUGAAAUAUUUGGAGAAUUUGUGUUCAAGAUUUGUUGUGGGCAAAACGCAGGAUGA
Durusdinium trenchii is the source of this 1788-nucleotide messenger RNA. The record is from the annotation of a GenBank genome assembly. Lineage: Eukaryota; Dinophyceae; Suessiales; Symbiodiniaceae.